ACUAUGACUAAGGGAUCGUCCGCAACAAGUGGGUCUCAGCCAAACUCCAAUGGAGGUGCUUACACGACACCCAGCUCUGGGACCAACAGCCAGGGCAAUCACUACUGCUCUCGUGACUACGGUGCGAGUGCGCCGAACCAGAAUAGUUAUCACUAC
Molecule: messenger RNA, 156 nt
Organism: Bipolaris victoriae FI3
Lineage: Eukaryota; Fungi; Ascomycota; Dothideomycetes; Pleosporales; Pleosporaceae
Exons: 2
Source: RefSeq, a predicted model, not a curated record